AUGCAGUUGUUUGGCUUUCCUGACAAUAAACCAGACGGCUGGUUGUGGGAGCAAGGCAGCCGGGAGCCCCUGACCAGUGGGGCUCUUGCCUGCAAUGGCGAAGUGGGUCGGAAGGAGUGGGAGGCGGGACUCUCCAUCAGGGACAGAGUUCUCGCGCGCCGGAAGCGGAAGGGGAAGCGGCGAGUCUCCAUGGCGGCGGCGGCGGCGGCGGGUCCGGUGUUCUGGAGGCGGCUGCUGGGCCUCCUGCCUGGCCGCCCCGGGCUGGCCGCGCUCCUGGGGCGCCUGUCCGACCGCCUCGGCAGGAACCGGGACCGCCGGCGCAGGAGGUCACCAUGGCUGCUGUUGGGUCCUUUGCUGUCCCCGACUGUCCCCCAGGUCACUUCCCCUCCUUGCUGCCUGUGUCCAGAGGGCGUGCACAGGUUCCAGUGGAUCAGAAACCUGGUUCCAGAGUUUGGAGUCUCCAGUUCUCACGUCAGGGUGCUUUCUUCCCCAGCAGAGUUUUUUGAGCUCAUGAAGGGGCAGAUAAAAGUCGCCAAGAGACGGGUUGUGAUGGCAUCCCUCUACCUGGGGACAGGUCCUUUGGAGCAGGAGCUGGUGGAUUGCCUGGAAAGCACUCUAGAAAAGUCCCUCCAAGCAAAGUUUCCUUCAGACCUCAAGGUGUCCAUUCUCCUGGACUUUACACGGGGCUCUAGAGGUAGGAAGAACUCGCGCACAAUGCUGCUCCCGCUCUUGCAGAGGUUUCCAGAACAGGUCCGAGUCUCCCUCUUCCACACGCCUAACCUCCGAGGACUGCUCCGGCUCCUGAUCCCUGAGCGCUUCAAUGAGACCAUCGGCCUCCAGCACAUUAAAGUGUACCUCUUUGACAACAACGUCAUCUUGAGUGGUGCAAACCUGAGUGACUCGUACUUCACCAACCGCCAGGACCGCUACGUGUUCUUGCAGGACUGUCCCGAUGUUGCGGACUUCUUCACGGAGCUGGUGGACGCCGUGGGGGACGUGUCCCUGCAGUUGCAGGGGGACGACACGGUGCAGGUGGUGGAGGGGAUGGUGCAUCCUUACAAAGGUGACUGGGCUGCAUAUUGCAAGGCAGCCAAUAAGAGGGUUAUGGAUGUGAUCAACUCAGCCAGGACCCGCCAGCAGAUGCUGCAUGCCCAGACCUUCCACAGUGAUUCCCUUUGGACCCAGGAAGACACAGAAGCUGCUGGUGACCAGAGGCCAGCCCCUGACACCUGGAUUUACCCACUGAUCCAGAUGAAGCCCUUUGAGAUUCAGAUUGACGAGAUUGUCACCGAGACCCUGCUGACAGAGGCCGAGCGAGGCGCUAAGGUCUACCUUACCACCGGCUACUUCAACCUGACCCAGGCUUACAUGGACCUGGUCUUGGGCACGCGGGCCGAGUACCAGAUCCUGCUGGCCUCCCCAGAGGUGAACGGUUUCUUUGGGGCUAAGGGGGUGGCAGGUGCCAUCCCUGCCGCCUACGUGCACAUCGAGCAGCAGUUCUACAGUGAGGUGUGCAGCCUGGGGCAGCAGGAGCGGGUCCAGCUGCAGGAGUACUGGCGGAGGGGCUGGACGUUUCAUGCCAAAGGCCUCUGGCUGUACCUGGCAGGGAGCAGCUUGCCCUGUCUCACGUUGAUUGGCUCUCCUAAUUUUGGGUACAGGUCAGUUCACCGGGACCUGGAGGCCCAGAUUGCCAUUGUGACGGAGAGCCGGGCCCUGCAGCAGCAACUUCACCAGGAGCAAGAGCAGCUCUACCUGAGGUCAGGUGUGGUGUCCUCCACCACCUUCGAGCAGCCGAGUCGGCAGGUGAAGCUGUGGGUGAAGAUGGUGACUCCGCUGAUCAAGAACUUCUUCUGAGGACAGACAGGAAUGGCCUUGAUGAAGAUGACGGGCAUGGCUGGCGUCAGCUCCUUUAGCCGAGCUUCAGCAAUGACUCCGGUCUGGAUGUCCCAGC
This is a messenger RNA of Diceros bicornis minor, 1951 nucleotides long. It is a transcript of the gene PGS1, whose product is annotated as phosphatidylglycerophosphate synthase 1. Gene Ontology annotation, biological process: cardiolipin biosynthetic process. Gene Ontology annotation, molecular function: CDP-diacylglycerol-glycerol-3-phosphate 3-phosphatidyltransferase activity. The coding region runs from base 1 to 1854 and encodes 617 amino acids. The record is from RefSeq and is a predicted model, not a curated record. Gene Ontology annotation, cellular component: mitochondrion. Lineage: Eukaryota; Metazoa; Chordata; Mammalia; Perissodactyla; Rhinocerotidae. The transcript is spliced from 12 exons.